Messenger RNA from Entamoeba nuttalli P19, 3096 nucleotides. RefSeq lists its product as hypothetical. The record is from RefSeq and is a predicted model, not a curated record. The transcript has a single exon. NCBI's taxonomy places the organism in Eukaryota, Evosea, Mastigamoebida, Endamoebidae. Bases 1 to 3096 code for a protein of 1031 amino acids.
AUGAGAAAUGAACAUGGAAAGAUUUCUGUUUCUUCAUUAAAAUUUGUUAUAAGGAAUAAUAAUAAAGAGGAAUUAAUAUUAAUGAUAAAAGAAUUUGUUAUUUCUUGUAAUGAUCAACCAACAAUGUCAUUUAAUGAAUUAGAAAUUAUUAUUAAUACAAAUAAUAAUCAACAAAUUCAGUGUUGUGUAAAAAAAGAAAAAGAAAAAUGUUGUAUUAAAGGAAUUGAAUCAUUAUUUGAUUCAUUCUUUGGUCAUGAACAAAAUCCAUUAAAAAAAGAAAUGAAUAUUAAUAUAGGAAGUAUUGAAUGGAACAUUCCAUAUGAAAUAAUAAAUGGGGAUGAAAUAUUUAAAAAAAUUAAAGAAAUUAAUACGUUUAAACAAGAGUUUGUAAAGAUACUGACAUUAAAAACACAACUAACUGGUUGGUUUUUUUCAACUCCUAAAACAAAAGUAAAUGAAAUACCUCAAAUUCAGCUUAUUUGGAAUUGUCAAGAACCAAUUAAAAUGAAUAUUAAUAUUGAUAAUGGUAUUAAUAUUCAAGUACUACUUAAAUCAGAUAAUGAAAGCAAAUAUGGUAUUUGUAUUGAAUCAAUUCAUAUUUUUAAUAAUAAUCAAGAAUAUAUUGAAGUUCUUUCUAUUGCAGUAACAGAAGAACAAAUCACAUGUAAUAUACAUAUUAAAGAUAUUAACCAAAAUAGUCAGUUUAUUUCAUUCAUUCAAUUAAUAUUAAAAUUAGAACAAAUACUUAGGAAAUUCUUUAAUAUCAAUAAAGAAGUUAAAUUCAUGAUUAAUUCAAUAUUAAUUGAUGUUGGAAUGGAUCAAAUAAAUAUUGUUAUUCAAAAUACACAAGGGUUAUGGAUGUCUCGUACUCCAAAAGGAGACAUAAUUAAUGGUGGAAUUGAUGGAGAUCAAACAGUUGUUACAAUUAAGAAAAAAAUAAAUGAAAAUGAUUUUAUAGAAAUUAUGGAAAUGCAAUUAAUCGAAUUUAAAAUUACAACAAGGGAGGAAGCUAUAUUAAACACACAAAAUGUAAAAUUCUUUACUCCAACUAAUGAAACAAUAACCCCUCGCUUAAUUAAAACAUCAAAUAAUUUAAAAACAUUAAAUAAAUUUUAUACAUUAAAUGAAAAUGUUCUUGAUCAAUUAGAUCUUUAUCUUCGAUAUUCUCAUCAUUGUUAUUCAAUUACUAUUAACAAUGUUAUGAUAUUAGACUUUAAUGAACUUCAUUUAAUAUUUUCAGUGUUCAAUCUUUUAUUUAAAAUACCACAAAAUGAUGUAAAUAAUGAAAUAAAAUCAUCUUCACUCGACCAAUGUAUUCUACCAUUUAAUAAUAAAGAAGGCAAACAAAUAAUGAAUAAUGAUUUUAUUGAAAUUGAAAUUAAUUCAAUAACAAUUAAAGAUAACAAAAAUAAUUACACAGACAAAGAUGCAAUUAUUAGGUUAAGAUUUGUACCUAACUUUGUUGGUAGUGGAAAUUUUGUUUCAAUACUUUCUAUUAAAAUUGAUUUAAAAAUAAUUAAAAUAGAAGGUAAUUUAUACACAUUUACUAAAUAUAAAUCAUUUAAUGAUUUAUUAAAUCAAAUUCGUAGUGAAAAUAAAGAAACUAUUAUUGAAACUAUGUAUUGUUUAACUCCUCCAAUUGAUCAACUUAUUAUUGGAAAAAUUACUGUAUUAGAAAAUAAUAAAGAUUAUGACUAUUCUUUUAUUCAUGAUUUCAAUACAUUUAUUCUAACAAGACCAACUGAAAUUCAUCUUCAAAUAAAUCAUCUACAAUUACAUUUUUGUGACUCUUCUAUUACUUUAGAUAAUGGGUUAAUUAGAAUUAUUGGUAAUACCUCAAAAGAAAGAAUUUUAAUUGAUUCAAAAGAAUUAAAAUUUAAUGACUCUAUAAUAAUGAGGUUAGAUGAUGUUAUUCUCAUUGAAAGUAACGAUGAUAUUUGGAACAUUGAUGUACCACCAACACGUAUUUCCACUACAAAUAAUAUUGAAGAAAUUACAAAGUUUUUAAAUAAUAUUUUAAAAACAUUUGAGAAUGACAAUAAAAAACAAUCAUUUAAGUAUUAUAGUAUAAAUGAAGAAGAAUUUAUUGUUGAAGGAAUUGAACGAAUAGAAAGAAAAGUUGAUAAAGACACUAUCAAAUUAUCAACAUUUCCAGAUGAUAGAUUAUUUUUUAAGGAUGAAACAAAUGAAUUUUUUGGAGAAGAGUCUGAUCUACAAGAACCUGAAGGCACUCAGAUGAUGGGAUUUGGCUCUGAAGACACAACCCCUUCAAAACCAAAUAAUUCUAAAUAUCAAAUUAAUGAUGAAGAAAUUAAAAUUUCAUUAAAUAAUCAAGAAAUAAAACAAUGGUUAAGCGUUAGUUUUAGUUCAAUAGAAAUUGAACUAAACAUUAAAGAUAAAGAACUAAAUCAUGAAAAUAUUGAAACAUUAGUUUUAAUUAAUGUUGGUAUUAAAAAUGGAAUGUAUAAAAUGGAUAAAAGAAAACAAGCACAAUUAUCAUUUGAAAUUAAUACAUUUACUAUUAAAAUGAUAAACAUCCAGUUGUUAUCAAAUGAAAAGGAAGAAAAUACUCUUCUUACAUUAUCUUCAUCUAAUUCAAGUGUACCAAAUAUUAUUUUUAAACAAAAUAGAUGGUUCCCAAAAUAUUCUAUUUAUCCUGUUGAUGAAAUUACAGUCUUUUUUAAUUAUGCUCAAAUUGAUGUGAAUUAUUUAACAAGACAUAUGAUGGUAUUAGAUCGUUUGGUUCAUUCAAUUAAUAUUGAUGAUAACAUUUUAUCAUCUAAUCAUCUUUUUAUUAGGAAUUUCUCUAUUAAAGGAUUUGGUCAAAUUAUUGUUCAUUCUUAUAUUGAACAAUUAGCUAAAAUGAAUGUUUGUAAUGAAUCAUUUCAAAUACCAUCAAUAGAUAAGAUGAAUUUAAGCGGUAACUAUGCUAGUGUCUUUGAUUCUUUAUUUAAAGAGUUCUAUGAAAAGAAGUCUUAUAUAAAAGUAUUAUUUGGUAUGAUCCGUAGUAUACUCUCUUCUAAUAGGUCAACUCUAAUUUCUAUUUCCGAUAGUACUGCCUCACUUCUUAAUAAAUUCACUCAACCACAAAAUUAA